Asterias rubens (European starfish) is the source of this 2498-nucleotide messenger RNA. RefSeq names its product monocarboxylate transporter 9-like. Lineage: Eukaryota; Metazoa; Echinodermata; Asteroidea; Forcipulatida; Asteriidae. Gene Ontology annotation, molecular function: monocarboxylic acid transmembrane transporter activity. The transcript is spliced from 4 exons. The record is from RefSeq and is a predicted model, not a curated record. The coding region runs from base 125 to 1414 and encodes 429 amino acids. Gene Ontology annotation, biological process: transmembrane transport.
CCAUUGGUAGUUAAUUAAAAAGGAGUAUUGAAUUGAACAAACUAAACGGGCAAGAGGGAACAGAACAACAGUAUACCUCCAUACAGAAUCUUCCCCAUCCAUCGGGGCGCUACUAGAAACUACGAUGGGCGCACCAGCUGUAGUUCCAUGGCGAUGGGUGAUUCUCCUAGUAAGGAUGGGCGUAAGUUUCGUGUUCUUUGGCGUCCUGAAAUCCAUGGGGUUGUUUAUAAAUGAGUUUGUUGAGUACUUUGAAUGCAGCACACGUGCAGCAGGUCUUGUCGUUAGCCUCCCAUUCACCAUUGGUAGUGGAACAGGGAUCCUCAUUGGAGUUCUACUGAAAAUAUUUGGAGCUAGACCGCUGAUGAUUAUUAGCGGUGCGGUUUUUGCUGUAUCUCUGAUCAUAGCCGCAGUGGUAUCGACAUCACUAGUCCACAUUGCUCUGUGUUUCAUCGUAGGCAGUUUGGGAUAUGCCAUGAUGCGAAAUGCUUCAGUCGCAGUUGUGUUGAAACACUUCCCGGAUAAUUUCGCCUCCAUGAAUGGGUUGAGUUUGAUAGGAGGCCCUUUGGGUAUGAUGGUCGUCCCUCCCGUGGUUCAGCAACUGAUCCAGCUGUAUGAUUGGCGAGGUGCUCUGGCUCUUCUCGGAGCUAUGUCGGCAAAUGUUUGCGUCCUCGCUGCUCUGGUAAGACCUCUGCGCACCAGAAACUCCUACACACCAAUAGCUGAUGGUGAGCCGAACUCUACAACUAACCCACCUCCCAACGAGUCACUUUGGCACAAAUUGAGACAAACGUUUGGAAUAAUAAGUGAGAAAAUUCACCUCAAAAUGUUCGUUGAUGCACCUGGAUUCGUCACCAUCCAGAUUGGUAGUUUCCUUGGGGGAGCCGUGUUCGGUGGUUGGCAUAUCUAUCUCAUUCCGAAUGGUAUUGCUCAGGGUUUCAAUGAGACAAUGUCAUCAUUCCUGGCUACUUUUGCCGCCUUUGGAAAUGUGUUUGGGCGCGUUUUGUCCGGAUUUUUAAUCGACCACGGACUGGGAAAAGCACACAAUCUACUCGCUGGGUCGGCUUUCCUGCUGGCCUUGGUGUGUCUCCUUGAUCCUAUCGCUGCACCAUCAUAUGAGGCAGUUGCUACCCUCGCCACUCUUGGCGGGUUUUUCUUUGGAAUCAGCUUUCCAUUAAUGUUCGUCUUGUCGGUUAAUAUUCAUGAAGAAAGAAGAGUGUCUGCCAUGGCUUGGAUGUUGUUCUUCACUGGUUUCGGUAUGUCAACAGGAGGUUUCGCAAUAGGUUGGAUAUAUGACGUGACUGGUGAUUAUGGAGUUGCUUUCUGCACGAUGGGAGUAAUUUCUGUUGUCAUUGGGUUGUUGUCAUUGACGUUGAGACCUACUUGCUUCUCAUGUAAAACUCAGGAUCGGGAGUAGGAUUGAAUGAACUCAAAGCAAAUAAUUUUGUUUAAACCUAAAACGAUUUUAAGGCUUUUGAAAAUUUUGAGUUCCGGUCUUGAGAGUCUCCUUAAUGACAAACCCAUCUCUAAUGCGUUUAUACCAUCGAAUUUUUGUUUGUCACACUGUGGUCUCAACGCAUGACGUGCUUGAUUGAACACAGCUACAUGAUUUCACUCAUCACUAUUUACCCACAAGUAGGUCGGGCAACAUUGAGGUUCAGGUUUGGGCAACAUUUAGGUCGGGCUACAUUUGGAUACAAAUUUGGUGUUUAAAGUUGUUCGGGCUACAUUUAGGGAUAAGUUUUGUUCUUGGUUGAGCUAAAACUGGGUUCAAAUUUUAACUACAUUCAGGUGUGGGUACAUUUGGGUACAAGUUUGGUGCUACAGCUAGGUAGGGAUACAUUUAGGUCGGGCGACAUCAAGGAUCAAGCUUGGGCUACAUUUAGGUUGAGCUACAUAUUGGUGCAGAUAUGUGGCUGCAAUAAAUAAAAAGGUCUGGCUACAUCUAGGGCUUGAGCUACCGUAAGGUACCACACACUCUUAUAUGCCCGUAUGGUGCACAUGUACGACUCGUUAUGAAAACAAUUUUGCUUUAUAUUGUUUUGUUUUUUGUUGUUUGUUUCAUCAAUAUUUAUAAGGUAGUGACGUUUUCACGCAUAAUAAAUUAAAGCAGUUAAUAAGGCUCGGCAGUGGUGAUUGACAUAUUUUAUUGAAGUUAAUUUUUUGAAUCAGAACUGGCAUGAACAUCGUCACACACUUAACCUAUUUUUAUUUUUUAAAGUCACCGUAAUAUAUGGUUUUGUUCGAAUGGUUGGUCCUAGUUCGGAUGGACUACUGCAUACCCUGCAGGGCAGACCAAGGACGUCAUCGGGCAAUUUGUUUUGUUUGUGUUUUUUUAUUUUAUUUUUGUUAUUAAUAAUAACAGUAUUUAUAAAGCGCCAAAUUGCAGUGUAACUUCAGUCAACUGCAGUUUAAUGUAUCUUAUUUUUUCUUUUGCAUUUAUUUCAUGGAUUUUUACCCUGUUCAAAACUUAACUGACGUGUUUUAUUGUUAAUUUGUUU